AUGGCAAUCACUACAACAGAAAAGGUUAAAGUUUGGGGAAGUAAUAAUAAUGGGAUGUUAACACUUGGAGAUGAAUACAUGAUUAGAUAUCCUAGAAAAUUAACAACUUUUGGACUUUCUUAUUCGAAUGUUUCGGUUGUGAUUGCCAAAUCAGGAAAUGCUUGUUCAUUCUUAUUGACUGCUUUGGGGAAUGAUAGUUCUACCAAUGUAUUAGAAUAUUGGGGAGGUUGCAAUAACGGUCUUGGAUUUUCAGUAACUGCCAAUACUCCAACACAAGCACUCACAUCAUUGACAUCUAAAAAAGUUAUUGACCUAGAUAUGAAAGGAGAGUUUGCAGUAGCUCUUGUUGAGAAUGGGGAUGUCUAUGCUUGGGGAAAGGGAGAUUAUUACUCUUUUGGCUCUUCAUCAAGUAGUAAUCCAACUCCUACGUUAAUCUAUUCGAAUGUUAAACUAAUCACAGCUGCCUCUUCCAAUACGUAUCUAUUAUUACAGAAUGGAACACUAUUGGGUAUUGGUGAUAAUACCUAUGAUGAAUUAGGUGUCACUGGACCGACUAGUAUUUCAAAUUUCAUUGCAUUGAAUACUUCAAUCAUUGAUUCGAAUAAUGAAGUCAUUGUUGACAUUAAGGGAGGUACACAAACACUCUUUGUCUUGACAGAUAAGGGAAAUGUGUACGGUAUUGGUUUAAAUACUGGAGGUAAUAAGUAUCUUUCCCCUAGUGCAACUUCCAAAUAUUCAACUUUUAUUCGAAUCAAUGGAAAUGUCAAAGUUAGAAAGAUGUUUGUUGGAUUUUACAGUGCUACUGUAUUUGUUUCAACAAGUGGAGUACCCUACUAUUUCGAUGGAACACCAAUCAAAUUGAAUCUUCCAUCAGAUGAUUCGUAUUUGGUUGACUCAUUCAUGUAUUCAAAAAGACACUACUUUAUUACCAAAAAAGGGAAUGUUUACACAUCUGGUUCCAAUGAUUAUUAUCAGACUUCAUACAGAAGUGGUUUUAAUCCAGUUAUUUCUGCUCCAACUCUCUACAUGACAAAAGAUUAUUUUGAUGGAGUACCAUAUAUGGGAAUUGCUGGAUCUUUGGUUGCCGGAAUUAUUACCAGAGAAGAAUAUACAUGUUUUGGAGUGAAUUCUACCGAUUCAACUGUCUGCUCUUCUCGUGGUUAUUGUUCUGGACCAGAUUCUUGCACAUGUGAUGAAGGAUAUUAUGGGUUGACCUGUGCCAAUUUUUCCUGCAAUUCAAUUUCCUCAUUCAAUUCUUCAGUUUGCUCUGGAAGAGGAAUUUGUUCUGGGCCUAAUACUUGCUCUAAUUGUACAAAUUCUAUUGGAAACAAUUGUGAAUAUCCUAUUUGUUAUGGAACUUAUUCGAAUAAUGUUUCAGUUUGUAGUGGAAAUGGAUAUUGCACAUCAGUAGAUACUUGUCAAUGUAAAUUUGGAUUUUAUGGAACUAAAUGUGAAUAUAGAACGUGUUUUGGAGGUUCAGCAUUGAAUGGAGUUUUACCAAGACAGACAGUCGCCGAUGUCUUUUGUAAAAACAUUAACAAGCUAUUGAAAUAA
Messenger RNA from Naegleria gruberi, 1554 nucleotides. RefSeq lists its product as uncharacterized. NCBI's taxonomy places the organism in Eukaryota, Heterolobosea, Eutetramitea, Acrasida, Naegleriidae. Bases 1 to 1554 code for a protein of 517 amino acids. The record is from RefSeq and is a predicted model, not a curated record. The transcript has a single exon.